UAUAGACUGUACAACUUUUUUUUUUUUUUCCAUCAGGAUGGAGUUUUAGGGACUGUCCCCAUCUCUGUUUCCAACGUCUCAUUAACAGAUAUGCAAAUAUGCAUUAACAAAUAGCACUUUGUUUUAAGUCUCCCUCUCUUUCUCAUACACUGCCCGCCCCAAAAAAGCUGCUGUUUGGAUUUAAAAGGCAAAUACUUAAGAGUGGAUCAUUAUUGCUGUGAUUAUUAUGUUUCUAGCAUGUUAUAUGUUUGGGAAUAGUUCUUUUAACCCUAAUUAAUGGAGUGUGUAGCUUUUCUCAAGAUAAUACAUUAAUUUAGCUCCUUUUCAUUCACAAGAUGUAAUAUAAGUCUCUGGUGUCCCCAGAAUGUGUCUGUAAAGUUUCAGCUCAAAAUACCCCACAGAUCAUUUAUUAUAGCUUGUCAAAUUUGCCUAAUUGGGUGUGAGCAAAAACACGCUGUUUUUGUGUGUGUCCCUUUAAAUGCAAAUAAGCUGCUGCUCCCGGCCCCCUUUCCAGAAGAGGGCGGAGCUUUAACAGCUCGUGCUUCUGUUGCUCAACCACAACAAAGCUGGAGAAUCUCACGCAGCCAAAAUGAGGAUUGUCAGUAACGGUGUUCAGCCUUACAUUGUUCAAACCGGAGUCGACACUGAUGGAGAGACUCAGGAAGAAGUUACAACUUUUAGAAUGAAACUGGACAUUUCUGAAUGGUUAGUGGAUAAAUUUAUGUAGUUGCUGUGGAUUCAACUCACCGACUAGCAUGUGCCAUCUGUUAAUCUUUUGUGCAAAUCCAGCGUUGAAUUGACCCUCGUUUGUGAAGCAGUCCGACGUAAAAUGACGGCAUGGCAACAACACUCUACUACAACAACUCUUCCUCUUCUCUAAAGCAGCCCAACAUGGCCUCACCCCCUUUGUUGCGUGUUCUCGGGGGCGGGGUUUAUGUCAAUUUUAGGGUCUGUGAUGUCACCAACCCAGGAAAAAGCUCAUUGUAGUCCCUACCAGUGUUUGUUGUAGUCCUUAAAAAGCAAUUUCUAAGAAAAUAUCUCCCUUUGCAUUGAACUUUGAGCAUCAUAACUUUGCAGAUGUUGUUUAUGCUCAAACAGCAACAUUACACACUAACUAAAGUUAAAAAAAAAAGUGAAAUCAUAAUCAACCACCCCUUUAAAGGGAUAGUUCUCCCAAAAAUGAAAAUUCUGUCAUCUUUUCCUCAUCCUCAAGUUGUUCCAAACCUGUGUGAAUGUUUUACGCUGAUAGGAACUUAUACAGAGCAUUUUCAAUUUGUUAUUUAUUAUUCCAUGACCUUAAAACUAAUAUUCCAGGAAGGUUUCAGGAACCAAACAUUGUUAGCUGUUGUUAGCAAACAAUUGGGAUUAUUGUUUUUUAUAUAUAUUGAGUUCAAUUUAAAUUAGAAUUGAAUCAUCUUAAUCGGAAAGAAUAUUUAAAGUCUCGCAGAAAUUUACUUUUAUAAAUCUCCAUCAAGCACGAAAAGGCUCCCGCUUCAUUGACUGACCCUCACGCUGUUUCCAUGGUAACCGUGAGUUAUUUCUGUCCUUUUAUUGUACCCUGUGGACUUAAUGGUAACUUAUACACCAAUAAUUCACCGUCACUAAGCUAUAAACAAACGCUCUUGAGUUCAGAAAACGGCGAAGCGCUCGGAAUGGAUUAAUUCUUGGUGUUCGGUCGCCCUUGGUGCUGUUUCCCUCAGGCGUUAUUAUGCAACGGCUUUAAUCCUUAUUAGGAUUACACACUCAAGACUGCCAUGACAACUAAAACGUGAAAGCUACAGUACUGUGUCUCAUUUGAUUGAAAAAUCGAUCAAAUAGUGGCAUUUUGAACAUGUAUUUAUAAAGAUGGGAUGCUUGUGAACACACUGGUGUCGUCAUAUGGCUGAAGGACGCGGCUGUGUUGAAUCACUAGUGGCGGGUGACAGCAGCGAGUCUCCAGCUAUACACAGAUACCAAAAUAGGAGCUCGACAUUCUCUAGUGGCUGAGGCUAAAUACAGGGGCCACAUGUCUGAUCUGUCCGAACACAAGUUGCACUGUUGGAGAUAAAACUUCUCCAGCGAAGAAAGGACGAGCUGUGUCAAUCAGUCAUUACGGUUCAGUUGCAAUGUCAGGAAAAGGUCAAAGCGGUUACUCAUACGAGUUCUGCGAUGCCUCUCAUUCAUCAGAAGUGCUGGAAGCUCUUCACGAGUUCCACAGCAGCGGUCUGUUCACGGACAUCACCCUGCAGUCUUCAUCCGGACAGCUUUUCCACUGCCACAAGGCUGUGCUAUCAGCCCGCAGCUCCUACUUCAAGGUAAUGUUUACCUCAGAUAUGAGAGAACGUUUAAAUGACACUAUCAACCUACCUUGCAUAGACGGGGAGAUUCUGGGUGCUUUGGUGACCUACGUCUACACUUCAAAGAUCAGCAUAACCCAGAGCAAUGUUCAGAGUCUUCUGGAGGCCACAGACCUGUUGCAGUUCAGCUCGCUCAAGAAAGCCUGCGAGAACUUCUUGAUUCGUCUGCUGGACGUCGACAACUGCCUCGGGAUGCACUCGUUUGCCGAGCUUCACGUGUGCUCUGCGCUGGAGCGUGCGGCUUUGAGGAUCAUACUGAGCCGCUUUGAGGAACUUACACUUCAGGAGGAGUUCCUAGAGGUGAAUUUCCAAAAGCUCAUGGUGAUAUUAGCAACAGAAAACCUUAAUGUGUGGAAAGAUGCGACGCUUUUGGACGCGGUGGUGAAAUGGGUCGCCCACGACGCGGCUCCUCGAAUAGACCACCUGAAAGAGCUUCUCAACUGCAUCCAUCUCGACAUGAAUGACGUAUACCUCAAAACUGCUUUGGAUCUACGCAAACGAUGCUCUGAAAGCAAAUUGCGAUCUCUAAUUCUCACCUCCUUGAAGCCAAGCAAAGUUUUCUCACACUGCUGCAAAAAACUAACAUGCAGCUUGUAUGUUAUUGGUGGAUAUUACUGGCAUCCGCUGUGUGAAGUCCACAUGUGGGACCCCGUUUCCAAUACGUGGGUUAAGGGCAAAGACAUGCCUGACUUUGCAAGAGAGAGUUAUAGUGUGGCACUUCUGGGUCCUGAUAUCUACGUCACUGGAGGAUACAGGACAGAGACUGUAGAUGCUUUAGACACCGUGUGGAUUUAUAACACAGACUCGGAUGAAUGGACAGAAGGAUGUCCAAUGAUCACAGCUAGAUAUUACCACUGCUCCGUGGCUUUACGUGGGUGCAUAUAUGUCAUAGGCGGAUAUACGGCAGGAGCUCCUACACGAGAAACUGAAUUCUAUGAUCCCUUGAAGAAGACAUGGUUCCCUGUGGCUGAUAUGAUACAAGGUGUGGGAAAUGCAACCUCUUGCGUGGUGAAUGACAGAGUCUAUGUAACAGGAGGGCAUUAUGGGUACAGAGGAACCUGCACUUACGAGAAGAUUCAGACUUACCGGCCAGAUAUCAAUGAGUGGAGCAUCACAACGAUAUGUCCACAUCCUGAGUACGGUCUUUGCUCGGUCUCCCUAAACAAUAAGCUUUAUCUGGUCGGCGGUCAGACCACCAUCACAGAUUGCUACGACCCAGAGCAAAAUGAAUGGAGACAGAUGUGUGCGAUGAAGGAGAGAAGGAUGGAGUGCGGAUCGGCCGUUAUAAAUGGGUGCAUCUACGUAGCAGGAGGGUAUUCAUACUCUAAGGGGACGUAUCUGCAGAGUAUAGAGAGGUACGACCCUGAGAUAGACUGCUGGGAGAUUGUGGGGAACCUCCCAUCUGCCGCACGCUCACACGGCUGUGUUUGUGUGUUCAGCGUGUGAAAUCACUACACCAUCACAAUCACAUCCAGUGGGGUCUAAAAGGCUGAGACCACAUUUAUUUGUUUAAACGUGGAAAUAAAUAGCGUUAAUGUCGUAAAAUGAAUACGCAAUACUUCAGGUGCUGAAUUUCUAGGUAACAAAUCAUAUUCAGGAUUCCUUUUCAAAAUUCCAUACUUUUCCAGACUCAAAUUUCCAGACUUCUCUG
This is a messenger RNA of Ctenopharyngodon idella (grass carp), 3987 nucleotides long. RefSeq names its product kelch-like family member 23 (gene klhl23). Bases 2106 to 3782 code for a protein of 558 amino acids. The record is from RefSeq and is a predicted model, not a curated record. Lineage: Eukaryota; Metazoa; Chordata; Actinopteri; Cypriniformes; Xenocyprididae. The transcript is spliced from 4 exons. Gene Ontology annotation, molecular function: protein binding.